This is a messenger RNA of Cladophialophora yegresii CBS 114405, 876 nucleotides long. RefSeq lists its product as uncharacterized. The transcript has a single exon. Lineage: Eukaryota; Fungi; Ascomycota; Eurotiomycetes; Chaetothyriales; Herpotrichiellaceae. The record is from RefSeq and is a predicted model, not a curated record. Bases 1 to 876 code for a protein of 291 amino acids.
AUGCCGUUAUACGAGCAAGAACAGUUCCCCAUGUUCAACGACCCCGCGAAGACGCUCAUCACCCAGCGAAGCAACCUCGUGGACGCAAUCUAUUUCCGCGGCACUGCGCUCGCUGCAGAUGCUAGACUCUUACGGCUCACUUCCCUCGCGUCGCGUAUGGAAGACUCCGGCCACAUCAAGCAUGGCGAAGAUGGCACUCACGUCAGAGUGGCAGUACCAGCAGUGAUCGAAUUUGGAGAAGACCGUCGUGCCGCACUGAGCCGUGGCAACAAGCGCUGGCUAGUGAGCAACAGAGGUCAGUACGCAUCCCCCUAUGUCAACGACAAACAGCCAGAACCUCGGGCUCUUUUGCGGGAACGACAAAAGUCUCGGUUUAUGUUUGGAACCAAGAAGGCGAAAAAGUAUGCAAUUGAGUUUGGUCACGACUUCCUCUACAAGCCUGCCAGACCAUAUGAGCUUAAUCAGCAGCUUGAACGUGGCCGUACCACGAAGCGUACGCAUGCCGGCGCGUUCCACCGGGAGAAGUUGAUCGACGCAUUGACCAUGCUGCGCAAUUCCUAUCCGGUUGAGUACGAAGCCGCGCUCAUGGAAGAACAAGCGGCCGAACGAAAGAAGGUCAACAAGAAGGUCAAAGCCGCCAAGGUAGGAACGCCAAUGCCGUCGCCGACCACACCUCCCCAAAGUCCGCCCCCAAAGCGCUUCUCCACCCAUUCAAACGCCAGCGAUGUAUCUUUCGCAUCGUUUGUUUCCGCGGACACCUUCGGUAUCGGCAUGAAUAGCACCAGGAGGAAAGCCAGCAAGGUCGCUUCCGCCGUGCGGAAAGUCACCUCGAAGGUCCCCGGCUUGCGAUGCCUCAAAGGCGCGAAUGACCCCUGA